Numida meleagris (helmeted guineafowl) is the source of this 3227-nucleotide messenger RNA. RefSeq names its product PBX homeobox 1 (gene PBX1). The record is from RefSeq and is a predicted model, not a curated record. Gene Ontology annotation, molecular function: RNA polymerase II cis-regulatory region sequence-specific DNA binding; DNA-binding transcription factor activity, RNA polymerase II-specific. Lineage: Eukaryota; Metazoa; Chordata; Aves; Galliformes; Numididae. Gene Ontology annotation, cellular component: nucleus. Gene Ontology annotation, biological process: regulation of transcription by RNA polymerase II; neuron development; brain development.
GAAACACGCUUUAAACUGCCACAGGAUGAAGCCAGCCCUUUUUAAUGUCUUGUGUGAAAUCAAAGAAAAAACAGUGCUGAGCAUCCGUGGAGCGCAGGAAGAGGAACCCACGGACCCGCAGCUGAUGCGGUUAGACAACAUGCUGCUGGCCGAGGGCGUCGCGGGCCCCGAGAAAGGAGGGGGCUCUGCCGCCGCUGCCGCUGCCGCCGCCGCAUCGGGAGGAGCCGGCUCCGACAACUCGGUGGAGCACUCCGACUACAGAGCCAAGCUGUCCCAGAUCCGGCAGAUCUACCACACGGAGCUGGAGAAGUACGAGCAGGCGUGCAACGAAUUCACCACCCACGUGAUGAACCUGCUGCGUGAGCAGAGCCGGACCCGGCCCAUCUCGCCAAAGGAGAUAGAGCGGAUGGUCAGCAUCAUCCACCGCAAGUUCAGCUCCAUCCAGAUGCAGUUGAAGCAGAGCACGUGUGAAGCCGUCAUGAUCUUGCGCUCCCGAUUUCUGGACGCACGGCGGAAGAGAAGAAACUUCAACAAGCAGGCUACAGAAAUCCUGAAUGAGUAUUUCUAUUCCCAUCUCAGCAACCCUUACCCCAGUGAGGAAGCCAAAGAAGAGCUAGCCAAGAAAUGCGGCAUCACAGUCUCACAGGUAUCAAACUGGUUUGGAAAUAAGAGAAUCCGGUACAAGAAGAACAUAGGUAAAUUUCAAGAGGAAGCCAAUAUUUAUGCUGCCAAAACGGCUGUCACGGCUACCAAUGUGUCAGCCCAUGGAAGCCAGGCUAACUCACCCUCAACUCCCAAUUCAGCUGGUUCUUCCAGUUCUUUUAACAUGUCAAACUCUGGAGAUUUGUUCAUGAGCGUGCAGUCUCUCAAUGGGGAUUCUUACCAAGGGGCCCAGGUUGGAGCCAACGUGCAGUCACAGGUGGAUACCCUUCGCCAUGUUAUCAGCCAGACAGGAGGAUACAGUGACGGACUCGCAGCAAGUCAGAUGUAUAGUCCGCAGGGCAUCAGUGCUAAUGGAGGUUGGCAAGACGCUACUACCCCAUCGUCGGUGACCUCCCCCACAGAAGGCCCUGGCAGCGUUCACUCUGAUACCUCCAACUGAUCUCCCAGCAAAUUGCAUCCCUGGCUGAGCCGGCCCCGGCGGGGCGGGAGGGGAGGGGGCCUCUCCUAACACCGCAGCAGUCAGACUGGAGGUGAAACCAAUCAGCACACACAAGAAGACUCCUUCUCUUCUCUUCUCUUCGUCGGGAUGCUUUUUUCAGCCAAUCUGGACACUUCUUUAUACUCUCUUCCCUUUCUUUUCUGGGUAGAAGCCGCUCUCCCCCCCUUGCCGCCGCCACAACACCUCCCUCCCCCCACCUCCCCACCGAAGGAUAUUUUGACAGCUAGAAGGAUUUUAAGGAGGAAAAGCAAAACACAACCACCGCCACGCCAACCGAACCAAAAGCAGCGCAUGGCCUCGCACUGAGCCAAAAUACCUCGGUCGGGUCUCGCUCCUUCUCCACCAAGCAGCCCUGCUCACCCUGUUCCUCUCUCGCUACCUCUCCAUAGGAAAUGGCCUCGGCAGCCCUCUGCCCUGCUGCACCCUCACUUCGGCUGCUCUGGACACUGAGUGCACCCAUGCCGUGCCCCAGGAGCCAUCCCUGUGCACUGUGGGCUGCAGGGCAGGCAAAGCAACCCCACUGCGCGUAGGAGCCGGAGCCAGGGGCUCCCCACUGCUUUAUGGAGGUACCAACCAACCCCCUGCCAGCCCCCAGGCAGCACUGCUUGCCUUUCUCCCAGCCCUGCUCUGCCGCAGCUCCCAAACGCAUUGGCCCCGAGAGGUGGCACCCCGCCAGCAUCCCUCCUGGUCACCAUUCUGCGGUGCUGGUGGGGAGGGCCCGAGGCAGAGGCAGGUGGGGGCACUGCUGGUAACCACAGUGCUGAGCACGGCCACGGUGCUUUACGUGAUCAAGCAUAAAGUAAUGAUGGAUGGGACACGAGCGGUUUUCUCACCUAGGGAGACCAGCAGCAGUUAGUGUUCUGCAGAGAGCAUCAUGCGGUGUUAGCUCGUGCUUCCCCCUGCAGGUCCACCAGCUGCUUAGGGAAAGGAGAAUGUGGGUUUCUCGGUGAAAGGGGUUGGUGGUCCCCUCUGCAUCCCCAAACCAUUGCCUGGUGCACGAGACCCCGCAGGCUAGGUGCUUUCUUUGUGCCUUUGGGAAUGGGUCAUACAAUGGCUUUGCUUGAGGGUGAAGCUCUGUGAGGCGAGCAGACGUCCCUUGGGGGUUUGUCCUUCCCCUGCACCUUGGAGUUACUCUGAGAAGUGGCAGCUGAGGCCCUGGGAGAUCCCGUGGGGUUUUUUGCCCAGCUUUUCCCGUCUGCUUUAGGAACAGUUGGUGAUGGGUGGAAACAGGACUUCAUCCCCCUGGGCAGCAGGAGGGAAUUGCAGUGGCACGCGCUGCCUCAUGUCACGGGUGGUGGGCAGCACUUUGCUCUGCUGGGCAGCAUGGGGCACCUGGCAACAAAUCUUAGGGCCUCCCAACCUCAGCUCACGUCCACGGCUCGCAUUCUGCCCACGCCAGCAUUGGCUCCUUCGAGCUGGGAGUAUCGCUGGUGCAGAGCAAACAUUUCCCAUUAAAGCUCUGCCAGAAACAUUUCCACCCCUCUGCUGGAAGCAGCAGCGCUGGCCCACAGCCCGGUGCCGUGGGGACGUGGCUUUCCACGGGGGCUCCAGAAUGUGCAGUCGGUGAUCUCCAGACCAACAAAAUGUCGAUUCCGUGGUUGUCCUUGCUUCUGAGCUGGUGGUGGGACGAGCACGCCUCCCGCUGCUUACAAAAGGGAGUGGAUGCCCCAAAUCUUGAGAGAUUCAGCCCAAAGGAGAGACUCAGCGCCGCCUCAGUGGGAGAAGGCCGGGCUGCGGGCAGCACUUACAGCACCCAAGGCGUAGGGCUGCCUCUGCCGUGCUUUGCUUCAGGGCACGAAAUCCAGAGGGCCAGGAGCGAGUUGGUCCCACCCGAGGACAGCACCGAGGACAGCACCGCGCUCACUCCUCCACGGUACUUUGCACCCUCUGGGUUGCGUUGUCGGUCUCUCUCCUUAUGCCUGUGCUUUUUUUAAUGGUUUUAUCCCCGCUCCGCCCGUCCCCUUCCUUACCCAAAAGUGUUGUGGUUCUUUUCGUCUUCUUUUUUUUUUUUAAUUAUUUUUAAUAAUUUUUUUUUUCUGCCCAGAAAAAAACCUGACUUCGAUAC